Molecule: messenger RNA, 2922 nt
Organism: Amoebophrya sp. A25
Lineage: Eukaryota; Dinophyceae; Syndiniales; Amoebophryaceae
Source: the annotation of a GenBank genome assembly
AAUCAGCAGGAGUCCUUUCAUAAUGGCUAUUCCAGCGCUCAGAAUUUUAGCACUAGGUAUGAAUGAUUGAUGGGUACACUUUCCUAAGAGGCGAUCUACGUGGUUCUAGUAGUUCGCUAAUUCUAUCCAUCGAAAUUAAUACUUUCCAUGAUAGAUACCUUUACCUUGAUAACUUUGAGUUGACUUUCUUCUUGUUGCAACUUUUAGGGAAGAAAAAAUGAGUUCGAAGAUGGCGCUACUGAAGGAAGUAGAUGGGGACUUGCUGAAUUGCGGCGCCGACUUCAUUGUCCAUCAAACGAAUUGUGUUACAACUAGCGCAGCAGGUCUGGCAAAGUUUUUGUUUACGAGAUACCCGUACGCGGACAUGUAUACACGAGGUUAUCAUGGACAUGGCCAACGGAUUCCCGGAAAGUCAGUCCUAUGCCAUCCACCUUCAGGCAGAAGUGGUAAUAAGCCCGAGCCUAUUGUCGUGAACCUCUUUUUAAGGCCACGGGGAAUUACUAAUCUUGUCGGAAGCCAUCCUCGCUCAGUGUAUCCACUUUUCGUUACCAAGUGGUGAAUGAUUGACAUUCAUCAGCGAAUAAAAAAAAUGAAAAUGAUGGUCUUCCAGCACCAUGAUAUUAAGAGAUUGGUACUUCGGUAUAGUUGCUCAUCUAAUUUUUGGGCAGAAGAAAGUAGGAGCGAAACCUCCGAAAGGCGAUACGAGAGAAGAGCGCGAGGCGUGGUUCAAGGAAGGACUGCGAGACUUCCUUGCUCAACUGAAGCGGCACCAGCUAGUUGCCCCGCCUAGCUCUCACGCUGUUGGACCCGCACAAAAGCCUAUGCCUACUCUGAUGAAAGAUGGCGCCUCAUCAGCAUCAACUACCACUCCUACGAAGAGUGGUUUAACCUCCGUCCCGAAAGCCAGAUCAAUAGUCGAUAAAACUUGCAGACAACAAGAGGAAAGCCAAGGCUCAUCAGAAGCUCCGUUUGGAAGCAAAGUCGAGGCGGUAAAAAAGGACGAUGUAGUAGUACAGGUCGCCGGCAAGGACAUGGGAAGGGAAAUCGCUCCAGUAAAAACGGAGGAUGUAGAAAAAGAGGAAAUUUCUAGGAGCAAGGACAAGGUUGGAGGAUCACCCAAGAAAGGAGACUGCAAAAGUGCUGCGAAUGAAACAACGCAGAGGUGUGAUAUUAACCAGGCAGCUUCGACACCAGAGAGUGCGGAACAAGAUGAGAAGGUUGUCGUGCUGUCGGACUCGGAAGUGGUGUCCACAGACCUGCAUCAAGAGGAGAGCAAAGCUUCAAGUGAGAAUAUGGAUGCAGAUUUUGGGGUCGCGCCAACGACAGCGAUUGAGGUCGCGCCAGCGACAGAGAUGGAGGUGGAUUCCGUCCCAUGUGUAGAUGACUUGGGUGUAGUCCCAAUGAGUCCGGAAGGAGCUCCAAUGAGUUCGGGAGAAGCGCCGACGAGUCCGAGUGAGAAUGGACUGCCUGAAGGAGGAGCUCCUGCAGCGUCUGUGGGAAAGGUAGCUGAUGAGGCAAGCGCAAGCGCAACGCCCUCAAAGGCACCGCCACCACCGUCGGGGGGCAGAAAGCGGGAGAAAAAGUGGAGUGUAGGCAGUAAAAAACGGAAAGCUAAUGGCGACGAAGUUUUAUCUCCAUCGAUAGACCUUCUGCAUCAGAAAUGCUCGCUGAGCGGAAAUGGAGACGAGAAGGGAAGCGGCGGCCCUGCUCAGAGAACGGAGACAAGAAAUGAGAAGGCCAACACGACAAUCAGAGAGCCUUUGACCGUAGGAGCGGUUACCUUAGAAGCAGCACGACCGCCAAGACAGUCGGAACGCGAAGACAACAGGUCUGGCAAAAAACACAUGAAAAACCAAGGCACAGUGCCGCCAGCAGGAGCUUUUUCUUCGAACGAUAUUAACGGGAGGACAGUCACUAUGGAGGGAUCUGCAGCACCAGCUCGACCUCUGACCAUCGCGUUCCCGGGAAACAUCGGAUGUGGGCUUGCCGGAGGAGUCUGGAGGGCUUACAGACGGAUGAUCGAGGACUUUGCUCGAGACUGCAGCAAAGAAGUAGUUCGUCCUUGUGAGGUUCAAAUUAUAUGGAAGGUGGAUCCGUGUUUUGGAAGAGACUGCCGCAACAUGGUGCGUGAAGAGCUUGCGAAAAAAACAGGCGGAUAUUGUCAAGAGUGUUGGAAUGAAUGGAACGCCGGCAUGCGAAGGCGCACCUGAGAGAGCAUUUUGCGGACUCCUCUACCUCCACCCCUUCACAAGUUGCAACUCAGUGACACAUCAAAGCAUAUAUCCUUACUAGGCUAACGCGGAGCCCUCGUCACGAGAGACUGCGCUGAAUGACAUGAUCCUGUAGUACGCCUUUGACUCUUAUUCCACUUUAUGAUACAAAAAACAGAGACGAUGACCGAAACAGCGACCCUCGUUUCCAUGAGUCCCCAAUGUGUUCAGUUGGGACGACCGCUUCUUCUUCGUUGCGGUCUUCAGAUGAAUGGGUGGCUUCUACAAGUCCAAGAUCUGUCCGGAUUUGUGUUCCUACCGAAAAUUUGUUCUUGCGGCAACGACGAGGAAUAUCAUUACAAGAAUGAAUUACAACAGGUGUUUUUACGAGACGAGCGUGAGCGCUAGAUGAUGAAGAUUGCAUGAAUUAAACAACACCAAGACGUCUUUGAACGUAAUCUACUUGCUUCAUGGAUUAAAGCAUGCUCGCGCCGCAUGACAUUACUUCUUUGUCUUUUUCGUCAAUGGCGUUGCGAAUCUUUUCAUGUUGAUCAUCAAUCAUCUUCCCUUUGAUUCGACUGUCGUAAGUUGAAAUUCUUUCGUAUUGAAUCUGAAGGAGGAUCAGGUGCGUCGCGAUGAUGUGUUACCGUGACGAACAAAACCCUGGGUAGGACAUCCCCUCAAGAAGGACCUAGCAGGAGAAAUGCACCCC